This is a messenger RNA of Notodromas monacha, 734 nucleotides long. Lineage: Eukaryota; Metazoa; Arthropoda; Ostracoda; Podocopida; Cyprididae. The record is from the annotation of a GenBank genome assembly.
GUGCUGUUCGUGCUGGGAUAACCCGGUUUUUGUGACAUGGUUCAGUCAAGUCUCGACUAUUCGGUGAAGUGUAUGAGAUUUUGUUGUGAACAGCAAUCAUGCCAUUCUUUACAAAGUCGUCAACUUCGUCCAUGUCGCCUCAACAUCCGGCGCCGUCAUCAGCAGCAUCAGUCGCCCCGCAGCCGCCAUCAAUGCUCAAAGAAAUGGCCGCCACAGCUGGUGGAGUAGCUGUUGGAUCUGCUGUGGGGCAUGUGGUGGGUCAUGCACUCACUGGAGCAUUCAGUGGGCCAUCAGCAGGAGCGACCCCUGCUGCAACACAUCAACCUCCCAUCGCAGCUGCCAGGGAACUGUAUCCUGUCAAAGAUGGACCUUGUGCCCAAGAAAUCAAGAAGUUACUGGGUUGUGCAGUCAUGACCACAGGCUUGGGUGCCUGCCAGGACCUUCAGGAUGCAUUUCGCUCCUGCAUGCAUGGGUUUCAGCAGCAGCCAUUCACAAGCGAUGAGGGUGGCGGCCUAUCCCAGCAAAUAAUUUACCCGUAUUUCCACCCGUCAAAGACCCGUCAUACGCGGGUAGCAGCCACCCGUUUUGGGAAACGGGUACUGGGUCGAAAAAAAACGGGUGAUCACCCGCUGAACCACCCGUUUCGGCAUACGGGUGGUUCUGCUGAUCACCCGUUUUCUCCAAACGCCUGCUUAGUUAUGGCCAAGGGAGAUUCAGCCGUCAUAGACGGGUGA